This is a messenger RNA of Bacillus rossius redtenbacheri, 1718 nucleotides long. RefSeq lists its product as uncharacterized. The record is from RefSeq and is a predicted model, not a curated record. Bases 130 to 1692 code for a protein of 520 amino acids. NCBI's taxonomy places the organism in Eukaryota, Metazoa, Arthropoda, Insecta, Phasmatodea, Bacillidae. The transcript is spliced from 2 exons.
CUUUUGAUGUUUACCAUGAUAUGUACAAUGGCCAAUUUAUAAUCAUGAUUAUUUUUAUGAAGCUAAAUAUGGCAGUGGGAAAUUUUCAGAAUCAAAAUAAAUAAAACAACAGUCUUCAUAAAUUCGAGCAUGGCAGCCCAGGACGACGAAAGCCACGGGGAGAUGCACACAAGCACACAGCAGGGAGUAGACGAGGGUGCCACAGAUGCCUCGUGGGUCAGUUUACGGCCACACGUGCUGCGGCAGGAGCUCUCCCGGCUGCAGGGGCUGCAACAGUGGAACCAGGAGAUUGCCGAAAAAGCCAUCAACAUGCUCGCCGACCUAGAGAGCGCCCUUGCACAGACUAAAACCACCAGGGAGGCACCGGGUCCAUCCGCAACCCACGCACGGGCCCCGCAUCCAGACGAACAACACCCCCCGCCCAUCAACGUCGCUUCCAUCGAGAAGCAGCCAUACAUCACCUCCACAGAGAAUGUCCUCAACGAGCCUAAGACACAGAGCCGAACAAAUAUCUCUGGAGUUCACAGGGGAAGAUCGGGUCUGAACGAACAUCUUCCCCCACCAGCAGAUGUCCCUGCUAUGAAGAAGCUCUGGUGGAAGGCCACCAUGCAUGAUGCCUUAAUCGAACAUAAAACACCCAAACAACCAACUACUCCUGAACCUAGUUCAGUGAGAUCGGAUCUGAAUGAUCACCUUCCAUUACCAUCAGAUAACUCUGUGUCAAGGAAGAUACUGUUGAACACCUUUAGGCAGACUAUCCCUGUGGUUCCCAAGACACAGAUACCAUCAGCUACACCUGCAGCCCAAAGACAGAGAGUGUAUCCCAAUGAACACUUCACCCCGCCCAUUGAAUCAUGCUCGUUAUCGGUUGUUGGGAAACAGCUUCCCACUCUCGUGGCCAGCAGAUGCCCCAAAUCAUUCAGGUCUUCUGGAGAGCCCCUAGAUCAACACAGGAACGCAACUCGAUCCCCACAAGAAUCCGCGGAAUCCAACUGGGCCGAGACCAUUGCACGGAGCCUGGACGAACAUGUUGCCCGCACAGAGUCGCAGUGCAUUAUGCUCGAAAAGAGACUGAGGCAGGUGGAGAAGUACAUCUCGUCGAUGCUGAAGACUGGCGUCGUUGAGAUGAAGGCAAAAAACACGAGUGAAGGUCUGGAUAGGAGAAGCACAACUCUGAAGGAAGCGAUGCAAGUCAUAGGGGACCAACAUCUGGAAUUGGAGAACUUAAGGAACAACUACUUGAAUGUGAAACUGAAGACGAGGGACCUGGAGAAGGUGGUGCAAAAUUACGAACAGGACACCGAAGAGCUAAGACGACGACUACAUGAUGAGCAAAAUCGCCGCCAAAAAGACCUUGAAAUACUUGUUCCUCUCACUUGGCAGCUAGAGAGGAUAUGCUCAGAUUUCGAAUACUUAACGUGCAAAAAGCAUUUUCCCGAUGUUUCCCAACCAUCUGCGCCACCGCAGAAUAUAGAUGUCGGCAUUUUUAACCAGCAAGACAAUGCCUCAGACGCAACAUAUGAGCAGUAUUCUCUCAGUUUGGAAAACGAAAACACACAAGAAGAUGUUCAACAGGAAAUUAGAGAACUUGAAUCAUCAUUUCCUCUAAUACUGAAUGAGCUGGCUCUUAAGAUCGAAGAACUCAAAGGUUUUCUUCGUCAGGUUAGUACACAAACAGCCUUAACUGAGUAGAGUCUCAUAAAUGAAUUAAGAAAAUA